Molecule: messenger RNA, 459 nt
Organism: Colletotrichum abscissum
Lineage: Eukaryota; Fungi; Ascomycota; Sordariomycetes; Glomerellales; Glomerellaceae
Product: RNA polymerase N/8 kDa subunit
Exons: 3
Biological process (GO): transcription by RNA polymerase I; transcription by RNA polymerase II; tRNA transcription by RNA polymerase III
Cellular component (GO): RNA polymerase II, core complex; RNA polymerase I complex; RNA polymerase III complex
Molecular function (GO): DNA binding; zinc ion binding
Source: RefSeq, a predicted model, not a curated record
AAAGCCCCGGAAGUUUUCUCUGACGACGGCGACGACGAUUUCGGAAGGCAACAGUCCCAGGACCUCAAACCACGCAACACCUCGAGAAGCGACGUACCGGAACCGUUACGGUCUCUCAGUGAACAAACGUCAAACUGCCACAGCUCCAUUUCCGACUUUCUCAGGCACAAUGAUUAUCCCCGUUCGCUGCUUCUCUUGCGGCAAGGUUCGUCGGCACAGAUGAUUGCAUGCGAUGGACGCCUGGUAUCUAACUUCUGUCGUCAGGUCACCGGAGACCUGUGGGAGCGCUACCUCAAGCUCAUCGACGACGGCAUUACGGAUGGUGACGCGAUGGACCAGCUUGGCCUGAAGCGUUACUGCUGCCGCCGCAUGGUCAUGACCCACGUCGACCUUAUUGAGAAGCUUCUCAAGUACACACCGGACGGUCGCAACGAGAAGAAGAUGUCCUUGAACCCGUAA